Molecule: messenger RNA, 1010 nt
Organism: Camponotus floridanus (Florida carpenter ant)
Lineage: Eukaryota; Metazoa; Arthropoda; Insecta; Hymenoptera; Formicidae
Exons: 3
Coding region: 127-669 (180 amino acids)
Cellular component (GO): extracellular region
Molecular function (GO): chitin binding
Source: RefSeq, a predicted model, not a curated record
AAAAUCUUCAAACAGAGCUCCAAUAAAACGUCACAGUCGCCGAAGAACUAACCGCAGUAACCAAGAGACCAUCGUCUCUCGAAGAAAUACCAUACGAAGACACGUACUUUAUACCUCGUUAAAAUUAUGACGCGAGAGAAGUUCCUCGUCGUGCUGUUCCUUGGUUUUAUUGCAAUAGUCCUGAGCUUGCCUCAGCAAUCGAAAUCGAAGAGACCCAUUCCAGUGUUCAAGCAACCUAAAAUUGGUGGUUUGCUGCUUCCCGAUAACGCGACGCUCAUUCGCGAGAACAUCGUCGAUACAUUUUCCUGCCAGAAUAGAAUUUAUGGAUAUUACGCUGAUAUGGAAAACGAAUGUCAAGUGUUUCACGUAUGCUUACCGCAAACUAGAGGCUCGAUUAGAUGGAGUUUUAUUUGCCCUGCUGAGACAGUUUUUAAUCAAGCGACAUUUGUAUGCACACAAACGGAAAGUUCGAUACCAUGCGAGGACUCGGAGAAGUAUUAUGUUUUGAACGAGGAGAUCGGAAAGGAAAUAGAAGAAGAAGAGGAAGCAGAUCAGGAACUAGGAAAAGAAAAUACCACAAAGAUUUCUGAAUUAGAAACGGUGUCGAAGAAAUCAUUUUCGAAAAAUUCUAAAUUAUUAAAUCGAGAGAGAUUGUUCCGGCGUAAUUAAAAAGAAUACAUCUUUUCUACCCUUAUUUGUAAGGGACUGCUCUAUAAAAUACCGUGAUUAUGACUAGCCAACAUCUCGAUUUAAGAAUAAAACAAAUUUUAGCUUGCCCAAUUGAGAUUGACUAAAUGCUCAUUUAGUCUUUAAGAUAAUCGCUUAUAGAUUGCUUAUCGUCUUUGUAAGAGUGCUCAUAAUAACAAAUAGUAGGGCUAAAAUUUAAAUUAUUGUUAAUGUAAAAUAUAACAUUACAUGUAUAAAAUAAAAUUUCUGUACAGUGCCAGUCAAAUACGAAUAGAAUAAGUCGUAUAUAUUACGUAAUUGUGUGCAAACAUAUUAAACGCUUA